Molecule: messenger RNA, 2484 nt
Organism: Aphanomyces astaci
Lineage: Eukaryota; Oomycota; Saprolegniomycetes; Saprolegniales; Verrucalvaceae
Exons: 2
Coding region: 1-2484 (827 amino acids)
Source: RefSeq, a predicted model, not a curated record
AUGGAAUCUCCAGAGCAACAUCGAGCACGAUUGGACAGACUUAAAGCUCAGCGUAGCCUGGAAUCUCCAGACCAAUGCGCGAGCCGUUUGAGUAAGCUUCAAACAAAGCGGCAGCUGGAGUUACCUGAAGAUCGCGGCGUUCGAUUGAAUGCAUUGAAAGCUCAGUACUCAGUUCAAACUGCGGAGGCGCGAUCAAGUCGUUUGGGGUACCUUAAGGCGCAACGAAAGGCUUUGUAUAUAUCUGAAAGCGUCGAAGAACGGAAGAGCCGACUUGAACGCCGGCGACAAGGGCUUCAUCGCGUUCAAGAAGCCAAUAGCAACGAUGUAACUGCCUCGGAAGCGCAAUGUGCUGCACUGGACGACGCUACCUUGCUGCAUGAAUGCUCCAAGGACAUGAAGUCCAAAAUCCUGGGUGAAUUGGGAUUUGCCCUUGGCCCCUCUGGAAUGGAUCAAUGUUUGUGCUGUGUGUGCGAUCGUUUGGCAUUUACAACUGAUGUCCAUGUGUACUCAACCGAAGAUAAGGAUAUCCUGCAAUCCAUGGCAGCCCUCUUGCGAAAUCCUGACGCCAUGUUGUGCGGUGAGUUGGUCGCGUUUUACGAUUGCAAGGACAUCGAUCCUGCCUUUGUUGGUUUGAUGUUCUCGCGCAAAGGCAUCACGCAUGCUGGCAACGUCAACAACAUCGAAAAUCCGAAGGAUGUCGACUUCAACGUUUGCUUGGAGUGUGAAACCGUCCUCCUUCAGCCUUGGCUAAGUGAACUGCCACGUCAUUACGUGUUUCCGGGCGAGCCAGUGGAAAUCGAGCGUGACAUCGACCAUGAAUUUGAUGACAACGACGAACAUGCAAUUUCAUAUGCUGAUCAAGGGGCCUGCCUGUAUGACGAUCCCAUCGAAGACAAUCAUGGAAGUUCCAUAGAUGCGUUGGCAGAAAUGGAAUUUCCUGAUUUCUCGGAGAUUCCUGUUGAAUCAUGGCCCUUGCCCCCCAAGCACGCCAUUGCCAACCACUUCUUCGUUGGUGAACUGCCCGACGAACUCUUCAAGGCCACAUGGGCUGAGAUGUUAAUGUGUUCCCUGGUGAGUGUUGUGGCUCAGACACGCAUCAUCCGUGGAGGCGAGCACCGAAUGAUCCGUUCUCACUUGAUCCUGUUCGACGCGGUCCCUGGUCCUCCUGCUACGUUGUUGCCCUUGAAGCUGAACCGAGACGCAAUGUACCGUGUUGUGCUUGCUGGGCCCUUUACGAAAGACCAGCUCGUCAAAGUGAAGGAGUAUCACUUGGUUCGGCAAGCCAUGAUCAUGGAUGUCUUGCAGUUCUACAAGUCCUACAAUGGGUUUUAUGCCGACGUGUCCAUCGACGGGGAUCUCAUUGCAUCCUUGCCAGCGGAAGAUGUACUUGACGGCAUCAUUGAUGAGGCGUUGGGCGUGGACGAGAAGGCAAGCGCUGUGGAUAACGAACAAGCAGCUGUGAACGGCUUUUCUGGGGACCCCGACGAAGGUUCAAGCGAGCAUGAGUGUGCUUACGUCGAACGCAGUGUCCUGUUCACUCAAACAGCAUCAGACAUGGCGCCUGUGAACGAGAAGGCAGUGUUGGAAUCAAUCAAGAGCAAGAUCCACCUAAGAACGCCGCGCGCAGAUCCAGCAGUCCCUGACUUCAAUGUCCACACGUCGAACAAAGAAACUACUCCAAACGUGGACGGAACAAUUACUUUGGCGUAUUUGGCAGGAGGCAUCCAAGUCAAGUCGCGUUUUGAUGUGCAGUACCUCAAGCACAUACCUGACAAAGCAACCAUGCAACAACUGGCGAUGAACGACAACAUGGCGUCCGAUACUCUUUUCGAUCGAAGCAUCGAGGCGUUCAUCAAAGUCGUUGUCGGUUUCGACAAGUCUACCGGUCGACCAAGAAUGACUGGUGGGCUAUUCGGCCAUGUCAAGGCGUACUUUGGAAUGGUUGAGACCCAAGGUCGAGGGACGCUUCACUUGCACCUUCUUGUUUGGGUACAUGGUGCUCCACGUUCCACGUCCGAGUACGAGGCCCGAUUUCAGGCAGACCUCAACUAUGAAGCGAUGGUGCUGACGUACUCAGAGGGCAUUGUGUCCAAUUCACUGCCCAUUGACCUCCUCCAGACCCCCUGCAAGAGUGUGAGCAUGCGGAUCCCAAAAGGCGUCCUUCCGAAAGAGCCCAUUAUGGCCAAAUGUGGACAUUGCAACACGAUGGUCAGCUCCCAGCAUUUAGUUCGGCAAGCCCUCCUGCAUUCGAGGCCUAAAGUGUGGCAUGUGGAGUUGCCCAAGCUUUCUCAGCCUGCAAUCGACAAGUACUUGGACGAGGAAGCAUCGUUCUUGAAGUCUACGGCUGGAAAGAAGUAUGAUCCCGAGCGAACACAUGACCACAUGCGUGCGAGCUUCCAGACAUACCUGGCAGGCACUGUCCACAUGGAAUCCAACGUCGACUAUCAAGAGUUUCUGCCUGGUGCGCGAGCAAGUCUCGAAUAA